UACCCGCACGCCCCACUCACCCUCUACCACCUCUAUCUCGCACAAAUGUCUGGCAAGGGAAAAGCUGGCAAGUCUUCCUCUGGCAAGGCUGGUGGUGAGGCCGGAAAGUCGCAGUCGCGUUCCGCCAAGGCGGGUCUCCAGUUCCCCGUCGGUCGUGUUCACCGUCUCUUGAAGAAGGGCAACUACGCCCAGCGUGUUGGUGCUGGUGCCCCUGUCUACCUUGCUGCGGUCCUCGAGUACCUUGCGGCUGAGAUCCUCGAGCUCGCUGGUAACGCGGCUCGCGACAACAAGAAGCAGCGUAUCGUGCCCCGUCACCUGCAGCUCGCCAUCCGGAACGACGAGGAACUGAACAAGCUCCUCGGCGAUGUCGUCAUCUCCCAGGGUGGUGUCGUCCCCUUCAUCAACCCCGAGCUCCUACCCUCAAAAUCCAACAAGGGCAAGAAGGAGGGCGCCUCCCAGGAGGUGUAGAUGCUCCUUUCUCCGCUUCGUCUCGUCUAUCUCGUAUCCUGUUGGGAACUGUAAUUGUACUUUGUCGUAUGUGUCUCUUAAUGAUUCUACCAUGCCGUGUAUUAUGAUCGCAACCCUUGGUGUGCAUCGACUGCAGGGAUAUUAGCCUUAU
Molecule: messenger RNA, 619 nt
Organism: Trametes versicolor FP-101664 SS1
Lineage: Eukaryota; Fungi; Basidiomycota; Agaricomycetes; Polyporales; Polyporaceae
Product: histone H2A
Exons: 5
Coding region: 46-468 (140 amino acids)
Cellular component (GO): nucleosome
Molecular function (GO): protein heterodimerization activity; DNA binding; structural constituent of chromatin
Source: RefSeq, a predicted model, not a curated record